Molecule: messenger RNA, 2259 nt
Organism: Alligator sinensis (Chinese alligator)
Lineage: Eukaryota; Metazoa; Chordata; Crocodylia; Alligatoridae
Gene: KCNK13
Product: potassium two pore domain channel subfamily K member 13
Exons: 3
Coding region: 1-1161 (386 amino acids)
Biological process (GO): potassium ion transmembrane transport; stabilization of membrane potential
Cellular component (GO): membrane
Molecular function (GO): potassium ion leak channel activity
Source: RefSeq, a predicted model, not a curated record
AUGCCGAGGCUCCCGCAUGAUGAUAUGACUGCCACUGUCCUGAGUGGAAGAUCUAAAACUAAUACCUUCCACAUCCAGACCAGGGUCAAACAAGGUUGCAUGAUCGCCCCCACGCUGUUCACCAUCUACCUGACCAUCAUCAUCCACCAAGAUGAUCUACCAUCUGGCCUCAAUAUCCAAUAUCGACCGAAUGGGAAGCUUUUCAAUCUUGGGCGCUUCCAGGCAAAAAUGAAAUUCAUCACCAAGGACAUCCACGACCUUCACUGUUGGUUUGGCAUGACCACCCCAGCCACCGUUGGAGGCAAAAUUUUUCUGAUAUUUUACGGCCUUAUAGGAUGUGCAGGGACCAUUUUGUUCUUUAACCUGUUCCUGGAACGUUUGAUCACAGUCAUAGCCUACGUCAUGAAAUCUUGCCAUGAGAGACAGCUAAGGAGAAAAGGGGUCCUUCCUCACGAUGGCCGACGAGGUUCAGGGAACUCUGAGGUGGACAGCUUGGCAGGCUGGAAACCUUCUGUGUACUAUGUCAUGCUCAUUUUAUGCAUAGCAUCACUUAUUAUUUCCUGUUGUGCCUCUGCAAUGUACACACCAAUUGAAGGAUGGAGUUAUUUUGACUCACUCUACUUUUGCUUUGUGGCCUUCAGCACUAUUGGUUUUGGUGACUUGGUCAGCAGCCAGAAUGCACAGUAUGAAAGUCAAGACCUCUACCGGUUUGGCAACUUUAUCUUCAUACUCAUGGGGGUUUGCUGUAUCUACUCCUUAUUUAAUGUGAUCUCUAUUGUCAUCAAACAGUCUAUAAAUUGGAUAUUGAAAAAGAUGGAUUGCCGGUGCUGCCACAGAUGCCAAAGAAAAUUUUUUAGGUCACGGAGGAACGUGGUGAUGCCAGGGAAUGUUCGGAACCGGCGAAACAUCUCCAUUGAGACCGACGGCAUCAACGAGAGCGACACAGAUGGUCGUCGACUGUCUGGCGAGAUGAUCUCCAUGAAAGAUUUUUUAGCUUCCAACAAAGUUUCACUGGCCAUCAUGCAAAAACAGCUGUCAGAAACUGCCAAUGGGUAUCCCAGGCAAAUGAGCUCUAAUUCUAGACAAAAUGGAUUCUCUGGCGGGAUAGGAGCCCUGGCAAUUAUGAAUAACAGGCUGGCAGAGACAAGCGUGGAUAGGUAAAAUGAAAAACAAUAAGAAAUACUUUGAAAAUUAGUGUGGAAUCAGUGUGGAAAUCAGUAGGAAGUGAAUGUCAUCAGAGAGGCAGAGCAAACUGAGUAGGACACGUUCUGUUAGAAGAUCUCUCAUUCUUUUUAAAGUUUUUUUGGUGGAGGAGGGAUUUCCAUUGGUAUUCUUUGCACUGCUCAGAUUGCUACUCUCUGUUCUCCCAUUCUUUCUGUUCCACAAACAGGGCACAGAAGACAAUAUGACCAAUAAAACAUAAUGGAGCCCCCAAGAAAUCUUCUGCAGCUGAUUUCCUGCAUUUAUGCUAAAUUCAGAUUAAGGGAUAAGGAAUUGAUGGCCUUGGGAGAAAUUACCUUUCACUUCUCCAGAAUUAAAUUCUUUAAUUCACAAAUUGUAAUUAAUUCUAUAAUUCACUUUAUUUUUUCUCCCAUUUGCUUGGGACCUGACUUCUGAAUGUAGCAUGUCUGAGACAGAAACAGAAACCAUUGUAAGCCUUAUUCUGUGAUGUCUAUGCUAUUGCACUCCUAUUUAAGUCAGUGAAAAACAAACACAUCUCAUGUCUCUAAAUGGAUUCCUGUUGUGAAACACUAUAAUUGUAAAGUCAACUUCUGCCAUGAAAUGUAUCAGUGUAAAUCAAAAAUAGUUCCAUCAAAGUCAAUAGAGCUCCUCUGGAAUUACACUGGUAUAACUGAGAACAGAAUUGGACCCCUAGAAUGUCAUUCAGUCUUCCCUUUAAAAGGACGCUGUCAAAAGUAGUAGAAUCAAGAUUUGGUCUACUUUUCCUUGUUGAUGUUUGUUUCCAAAGGACAUGUGACCAACCUUUUCUAAGUUAUUUUUCCUUCUAUAAUUGAAUGAAUAUAGUUUCCUUUAAACCAAUUAAAUUAAAUUGAAACUAGCCAUAUAAACAAGUCUCAUAGGUAACUCUACAAUAACAAAAUAAGGACUUUUCAAACUCUGUUUGUAUUGUGCCCAAUCAAGACUGAACAACUGAGCAUAACAAACAAGCAAUAGUAAUGCUUAUAUAGUGAAUAGGUUGCAUUAUGAAAAUAAAUUACAAUGGAAAUAGAUUACAAUAGAUUAUUAUAAGCAACUAUG